This is a messenger RNA of Rosa rugosa (rugosa rose), 920 nucleotides long. RefSeq lists its product as uncharacterized. The record is from RefSeq and is a predicted model, not a curated record. The transcript has 2 exons. NCBI's taxonomy places the organism in Eukaryota, Viridiplantae, Streptophyta, Magnoliopsida, Rosales, Rosaceae. The coding region runs from base 80 to 550 and encodes 156 amino acids.
ACUACUAUAAAAGCCAACCCUCUCCCUCCCUCUGGUGCCAAAAAAAUCCCCAAACCCAAAUCGCAUUAGGUUUAAGAGUAUGGCAGAAAUCGAAGCCACCAUCGCCGGCGGCAAACUGAUGGAGAUUCAUAAAGGGGAAUCGCAAACACCAUGUAGUACAAAGUCACGAAAACGAAAACGAAAUGCUCAUUGUUGUUGCACUUGUCAUGAUCCCAAAACCCGACGCCGUGCCAAAACUAGGAAACCUCCUUUACCAGAGGGAUUUGGUUAUGUUCCUAUGCCAGUACGUGUGGAUAAGAAUGGUAACUACAUUCCAGAAUUUUCUGAUCGUGUUGCUUACAUGUCUUGUUUACGUUGUGGUAUGAGGGGUGACCACUGGGAUCCCUUUUGCCCCAACUCGAUCAAUGAUCCGCCAGACUCAGGAGAAGCUGCUCGAGUCACGGGCAGGUCAUGGAAUUACAUAUUGAGGAAUUUCAAUCUGAAAGAAUAUCUUGACAAAAAGAAUAAGACUGAUGGGAAACCAGAGAACCACCACGGAGGAAGGCGGUGAAACCAAAACUGUCCAAUCCAUUGCUGAAACAAAACCAGUGCCAGAACUGACAAGCCUUCUAAUUAAAUAGGGAAUUUAAAGAUGAAGUAGUCCGCUAUGUAAGUUGCUUGUUAUUAGACUUCCCCCGUUACUAACUCUUUUUGUAGCUCUGCAACCGCAGUUUCUCCUAGUGUACUUUCUCACCCUAAUCUGCUUUCUAAAACUGGGUUGCUUGGUGGAAUUGGGAAUUCUUUUUUCAUGUUGGGUUACAUUGCUUGUAAGCACAUGUGGUGUUCAUAUAAUCUCCCAAAUUCAUGAAAACAAGGAAGAACAUUAUUAAGAAUCUAGCACUACUAUUCGUAUUUAUCAUUUUUGCUCGUUUCUCAUGCCA